UGGGACUCAUGUGUCGCGCAUGCGCUUCUUUUGCGUGAUUCAAGAUGGCGGGGGAUAUUCCCGAGAACGACGAAACGGUCGGAUGGUCGCACAGCUGAUAGGAGAGUGACGUCAGUAAAACAAAGCCAUGCGCGGUCGAUCGGAGCCGCGAAGCAGACCGAACGGACCGUACCGUCUCGCUGCCAAACAUUGGGCGUCCGCGAAACAGUGAGCUGGAUUUAGCGAGGUUUCUCCGGGGAAGGUAAAAUCGCGCGCGCGCGCGCGCGCGAGAGAGUACGCUUGUCUCUCUGGCGUCUUUCUCGCAGACGAUGCCGUUUAUAUCGAAGGAUUGGCGGAGUCCUGGCGAGGAAUGGGUGAAGACAGUCGAGGGUUGGGAAAAGAAAAAAAUUCUGGAGUGCGCCAACAAUAAAACGCUUUCUCUUCUACUCCGCAAUGGCGACAAGGAUGCGGCGGAGAAGAAGGAAAAGGACAAAAGGAAGGAGAACAUCGUCCAGCCGCAUUGCCACAUCACGCUCAAAUGCACGCGCGAGAUCGCGGGUUUCAACGGAUUGAGCGACGCGCUCAAACGGCUCGACUUCUUGUCCGCGGUGCACGAUUGUCGGCGCUUCAACUACAUCGUACGACUGUUGGAUCUAUUGGUCAGCCAUAGAAUGGGUGGUCUCAGUGGGUGCGCUCAGCGAGUCCUUUUCAACAUGCUGGAAGAAGUCGCGCUAGAAGUGUCGUUGUCGCAGCAACAAACUGGAAGGCUUCGGCGUUUGAUCGAAAGAGUGCGAGCUUUCAGCGCAGGCUGCUGUUGGGGAGGAAGACCUUUGGGUUCGGUAAUCUUGUGGGAGAAGCACAAAGCAGCUCUUGAGAGAAUCCUGCAAAUUGCCUCGUCGAUCACUAUAACUCAGCCGGACGAAAAACAGCAACCGCAGUGGUCCGACUUGCCCGCCGAAUGCCGCCGAGAGGUGCUUCUCCGGUUGAGUGAUCCGCGAGACAUCGAAGCUUCGUCCGAAGCCUGCGAACAUCUCGCUGUCCUGGCUCAGGAGCAAAGAAUCUGGCGAGAGCUCGCACAGUAUCACUUCACACCCCAACAAAUAACCACUACCAGACAAAACAAUCCUGGGAAAGACUGGAAAACAAUAUUCACCAUCGCUCGAAGGUCGUUCGGGCUGCGAGAAGAAUAUGCAGAGAUGAUUCAGUUGUGCCGCAAUUGCCGUUGCUUGUUUUGGCGAUCGUUGGGUCAUCCUUGUAUCGCUGACCAGGAUCCGGCAUUUCAAGAAAAAUUGGCGGAUGUCGAUCAAGCCUCCCUCCACGUUCCCAUUCCUCCGCAAACCUUUCUCAAGUUCUUUUCGCUGUGAACGCUUCGCACGCGCUCGUGUUUUAAACACGCGAUCAAUCACACACAAGCAUCGAAACCGUCCGCGACCGGUCAUUAUUCUUCGGCUGUACCGGCACGCGGCGCGUUAUCCAACUUCAGCUAAACAUACGCGAUCAAAACGCGUCACUCCUCGCCUAGAAACUCUAACGUCGUCGUUCAAACUUCCUAAUGUAUGUUCAAUUCUAACGGAUUAAUCCGAAGGCAGAAAUUGCACCAUCUUUUUCUUAUAUUUGUGUUUCAAGCUUUGACGUUCUACAAGCUACCAGAAUUCCGCAUACGUAAUUCUAACUUACACACUCAACAGUCAUCCGAUGAACUGUUUACAAAUGGGGCGUUCGAACUUCUAGGAGACGAGUGAACAGAUUAGAGCUUAUAAUAACGAAACGACAAUUAUUCAGUUGGUACUAAUCGAAAAACGUAUCGGCGCGUCUUCGAAUCUGCGCGACCGUUUGCGGAAUUCGUUUGGCCCUCCUUUCGGCAGCUGUUGUAGCGAUAGUUGGUUUCUACUUAGGUGAAUUUAAUUUCGAAUCUUUGCAUUUAUUUCGCACGAUAAUACGAGCUCUGUCUCGAGCAUUUUUACACUUACUUAUAUCCGUUUUUAUAUGUAGAUUCUAUGCGUAUACAUUCCGCGUGGAUGUUCGCUCGCCUUCUGUCCUCGUCAAAGACAGAGAUAAUUAUUUUUUCAAAUAGUCGGACAAAUUACGACGAGUGAAUUCUCUUCUAAUUUUCGAGUACAGUGUAACGUAUCUACGAAUCCAGCUACAUUCACGACAAUUAAAGACAAGAGCACGGAAACACGUGAACUCCGUCGUCGCACUGUGUAUGCUCCUUUAAACAAUGGAAGAAUUCCUAUCUCACGAUGCUUAGUAUACAUUUUUUAUUCUAUGUACUGAUUUAUGACGACGACUAUAAAACGUCAUCGGAUUUUCCAAGAUUUCGCAAAUACAGAAAGAACAAUGAUCGAUUAUUUUGGAACGUUGAAAAUUAUACUGCCAAAACGGAUGCUAUUGCAUAUAGACGAAUUGUAGCGUCUUCUGUAAAUUCUUUUCACAGAGGUACGGUAUAGUUCUUUUGAUAUUGCUUGUUUUCUUUUAACGGUAACAAUUACGAUCAUUGCACGCGUAUAUAUACAUUUUACUAAUCCGACGGAUUACUAAAAAGGGACGACCAAACGACAUUUGCGUUAUACGUGCAUACAUAUAUACAUAUUAUACAUAUGGUCUUCGGUGGCCGAAUGCAAUACGAGCUGUAGACAGGUGCAACCAUCUAGCAGUUCGUUGGACGCUGCAUCGUUUCAUGCACCGACCUGUGCUCUCUUGGAUCGACAUUAUUUUACUUACGUAAACAAUUGUAGAGCAGCGUUGUGUAAAAUGCUUUCAAAUAAAAAAAAUACUUGUAUAUAUACAUUAAAUU
Dufourea novaeangliae is the source of this 2776-nucleotide messenger RNA. RefSeq names its product F-box only protein 32. The transcript is spliced from 7 exons. Gene Ontology annotation, molecular function: protein binding. The coding region runs from base 309 to 1343 and encodes 344 amino acids. Lineage: Eukaryota; Metazoa; Arthropoda; Insecta; Hymenoptera; Halictidae. Gene Ontology annotation, biological process: protein ubiquitination. The record is from RefSeq and is a predicted model, not a curated record. Gene Ontology annotation, cellular component: cytoplasm; SCF ubiquitin ligase complex; nucleus.